UGCGCCAAUCAGUGUGCCCCCUUACAUUAGGUGUCACCAUCAGAGUGCAACUUUACAUCAUGUAUUCCCAUCACAUCAGGUGUGCCCAUCAGAGUGCUCCUUUACAUCAGGUAUCCCCAUCACAGUGCUCUUUUACAUCAGUUGUCCCUAACAGAGUGCCCCUUUACACCAGGUAUCCCCAUCAUAUUUCCCCAUCAGAGUGCCCCUUUACAUCAUAUUUCCUCAUCAUUGUGCCCCUUUCCAUCACAUGUGCCCAGCAGAGUGCCCCUUUCCACAGUAUGUGCCCAUUUGAGCCCCCUUAACAUAAAAUGUGCCCCUCCGAGUGCC
Staurois parvus is the source of this 327-nucleotide messenger RNA. NCBI's taxonomy places the organism in Eukaryota, Metazoa, Chordata, Amphibia, Anura, Ranidae. The record is from the annotation of a GenBank genome assembly.